Molecule: messenger RNA, 612 nt
Organism: Lottia gigantea (owl limpet)
Lineage: Eukaryota; Metazoa; Mollusca; Gastropoda; Lottiidae
Exons: 2
Coding region: 1-612 (203 amino acids)
Source: RefSeq, a predicted model, not a curated record
AUGGCGGAGGCCAGUGUGAUUGCAUUGAAGGAUAUAAUGCGAACUACUCCUAGUAUGGAAAAGGAGCAAGCUUCUGCUAGUCCCGUAGAUACGGAAAAUAAAUCUGUCAGUUCGAGUAAAGGUAAAGGCAGUAGACAUUCGAAGAACACUGCGAAGAAAAACAAAGAUGAAGCUUUGGGAAAAACUGGGAUGACGCGGUUGUCCAGUGGCAGUACUAAUUUUAUUACAACUAGUAGCAGUACGGCUAUUGUCGGUAAUGAUGGAAAUAAUAGUGUCAAAUGGAUUAAUCUGUGUCGCAGAGAGUCUCACAAGAGGGAUAUUGAUCCCAGACUUUGUUUCUCGACUAUUCCGUUCACUGAUCAACUUUAUGGUGACAACGUGAUCAAAGACAUAAAAGAUAUUCAAGAGGCAGCAACAAGACAUUCAGUCAGAAUAGAUACUCUAACUACAGAGCCGAAGGCUCUGGAAGGCCUGCUUACAGAGGCACCUCAAAUAGAGGACGUUUCAACAGAUACCAAAGACCAAGAUUUAAUGGUUAUAAUAACUCUAAUGUCACAAGUUUUAUUAGAUGCCAACAUUUCAUAUCACGAAGAAUAUUUAAACCAUCGGUAA